GCCGCCGACGUCAGCAGCCGAAUGGCAACAUUGUGGCGAGACUGAGGCGCGGAGUUGGGGAGACGCGUCGCUCUCUCGGGCCGGCUUCGGACGGAGGCGACGCCGAAGAGAAGGGGCGGGGAAUCGGGCUCCGGCGAGCGGCCGAGACGCGCCAACCGCCGGCCCCGAGCGCGACCGGCCUGGCCGGCCCGGCGAGCCCCACGUCUCACCUCCCGGGCGCCGCAGACGCAGCCCCGCGGCCUCGCGCGCGAGGGGCGGCCGGGGCGGGCGCGAGGCGCUGCGGCAGCGCGGGGCUUGUAAACAGAUCCGGCCGCACGUGACCAUGUGAACUACCUGCUUCGGGGACGCGUAUUGUCUGUCCCGGCAGCCGCGCCACAAAGGAGCGUUGUCGGUCCACGAGCGGCCGGGCCGGGCGAGCGAGCGGCGAGGCCGGCGGGCGCGCUAAGAUGGCUGAAGGCGCCCGGCGAGGGUGAGCGGUGGGCGCGGCGCAGCCAGCCGGCGAGUCCUCGGACGGGCAGGUCAGCGGCGCCCGCCCCGAGGCCUGGCGCCCGAGCCACCAUGUCGUUCGCGCUGGAGGAGACGCUCGAGUCGGACUGGGUGGCCGUGCGGCCGCAUGUGUUCGAGGAGCGCGAGAAGCACAAGUUCGUCUUCAUUGUGGCCUGGAACGAGAUCGAGGGCAAGUUUGCCAUCACCUGCCACAACCGGACGGCCCAGCGGCAGCGGAGCGGCUCCCGGGAGCCGGCGGGGGCGCGCGGGGCCGCCGAGCCGCCCGGCACCCCCGCGCCCGCUGACGGCACCCGCGGGCCCGGCAGCCCGGCCGCCAAGGGCCGCUCCGACAGCGCCGCGGCGACUCCGGGCAGGAGCCCCGGGCCGCGGCGGAGCACGGCCUGGGCGGAUGGCGGCGGCUCGCCGCGGAGCGCGCGCAGCCUGCGGGGCGACCCGCUGCUGCGGAGCCCGGCCGCCAAAGGCGCCGAGAGCCCGCUCCGGAGCCCGGUGCGGGCCAAGUCCAGCCCGGUCCGCCGAGGAGCUGAAGGCAAAGACGCGGCGGCCGCCCCGCCGUCGCCCAGGGAGGCCCCGGUGGCGUCGGUGCGCGUCGUGAGCGCCUGCGGGGCCGUCUCCGAGGAGAUCGAGGUGCUGGAACUGGUGAAGGAAGAGCCGGCGGCCCCGGCCACCCCGGCGCCCCCGGACGCCGAGCCCCCGCCGCCCGCCGCCGCCGCCGCCGAGCUGGAACCGGCGGCCGAGGAGUGCAGCUGGGCCGGCCUCUUCUCCUUCCAGGACCUGCGCGCCGUGCACCAGCAGCUGUGCUCGGUGAACUCGCAGCUGGAGCCCUGCCUGCCCGUGUUCCCCGAGGAGCCGUCGGGCAUGUGGACCGUGCUCUUCGGGGGCGCCCCCGAGAUGACGGAGCAGGAGAUCGACACACUGUGCUACCAGCUGCAGGUCUACCUGGGCCACGGCUUGGACACCUGCGGGUGGAAGAUCCUCUCCCAGGUGCUCUUCACCGAGACCGACGACCCCGAGGAGUAUUACGAAAGCCUUAGUGAACUGCGGCAGAAGGGCUACGAAGAAGUACUCCAGCGGGCCCGGAAGCGCAUCCAGGAGCUUUUAGAUAAGCACAAGAAUACAGAAAGCAUGGUGGAGCUUCUGGACUUAUAUCAAAUGGAGGAUGAAGCUUACAGCAGCCUUGCAGAAGCCACGACUGAACUCUAUCAGUAUUUACUACAGCCAUUCCGAGACAUGAGAGAACUUGCCAUGCUUAGGAGGCAGCAAAUCAAGAUUUCCAUGGAGAAUGAUUAUCUGGGUCCCAGAAGAAUCGAAAGUCUUCAAAAAGAAGAUGCUGAUUGGCAGCGGAAAGCUCACAUGGCUGUGCUAUCUAUUCAAGAUCUUACUGUUAAAUAUUUUGAAAUAACAGCUAAAGCUCAAAAAGCUGUGUAUGAUCGAAUGCGAGCAGAUCAGAAGAAAUUUGGUAAAGCAUCAUGGGCAGCAGCAGCUGAACGUAUGGAAAAACUCCAGUAUGCUGUUUCUAAGGAAACUCUACAGAUGAUGAGAGCCAAAGAGAUCUGUUUGGAGCAGAAGAAGCAUGCACUAAAAGAGGAGAUGCAGAGUUUGCAAGGUGGCACAGAAGCUAUAGCCCGAUUGGAUCAGUUAGAAGCUGAUUAUUAUGAUCUUCAACUUCAGUUGUAUGAAGUACAGUUUGAAAUCUUAAAGUGUGAGGAGUUACUAUUGACAGCACAACUGGAAAGCAUCAAAAGACUAAUAUCAGAAAAGAGAGAUGAAGUGGUGUACUAUGACACUUAUGAAAGCAUGGAGGCCAUGCUUGAGAAGGAAGAGAUGGCAGCAUCUAUGCAUUUACAGAGAGAAGAACUACAGAAACUUCAGCAGAAAGCUCGCCAGCUGGAAGCAAGACGUGGACGGGUUUCAGCCAAGAAAGCCUACCUCAGAAAUAAAAAGGAAAUUUGUAUCGCAAAACACAAAGAAAAAUUCCAGCAGCGCCUUCGGAGUGAAGAUGAAUACAGAGCCCAUCAUACAGUACAGCUAAAGAGAGAAAAAUUACAUGAUGAAGAAGAAAGAAAAAGCGCCUGGGUUAGUCAAGAAAGACAGAGAACACUGGAUAGACUUCGAACUUUUAAACAGAGGUACCCUGGCCAAGUCAUACUUAAAUCAACCAGAUUACGACUGGCUCAUGCAAGAAGAAGAAGCACAGCCAGUCCAGUACCCUGUGAGGACCAAUGUGACUCUCUACCAGGAGCAUUACAAAUAGAAGAGAAUAGUGAAGAGGUAGAGGAAGGAAGAGGCAAGCUUGGGUCAUCACAGAUAACAGACACCCAAAGCCUUGCACAACUUGAAGAUACUUCAUUAGCACAACUUGAAGCUACUUCAUUACCUCUUGGUGGUGUCACCUCUGAAUUGCCUCCCACUUCACCUCUUCCACUUUUAAGUAAUACUGAUCUUGAACCAGCUUCUGCCACCAUAGAUUCACUCUCACCACCUCCUCCUCCAACACCACCUCCACCACCUCCUCCACCACCUCCCCCACCCCCCCCACCUCUACCUGUUGCUAAGGACAGUACCCUAGAGACACUGGAGAAAGGUCUGCCGAAGAUGGAGGGGAAUGAGAAGAGGAUCCCCAAGUCUGCAAGUGCCCCCUCAGCACACCUCUUUGAUAGUAGCCAGCUGGUCAGUGCCAGGAAGAAGCUCAAAAAGACUGCUGAAGGUUUGCAGAGAAGGAGAGUGAGCUCACCCAUGGAUGAGGUGCUAGCUUCCUUGAAGCGUGGUAGUUUUCAUCUGAAAAAAGUUGAACAGCGGACUCUGCCUCCUUUUCCUGAUGAAGAUGAUAGUAACAAUAUCUUGGCACAGAUAAGGAAAGGGGUAAAAUUGAAGAAGGUACAGAAGGAAGUUUUGAGGGAAUCCUUCACACUUCUGCCCGACACAGACCCUCUAACACGGAGCAUCCAUGAAGCUCUUAGAAGAAUCAAAGAAGCAUCCCCUGAAUCAGAGGAUGAAGAGGAGGCGCUGCCUUGCACAGACUGGGAAAACUAACAAGUGUCUUAACAGAAAGAAGAAAUACCUACAAAACAGUUGAAGAUCAGUUCUUACUCUUUUGGAAAACAAAAUUAUAAGCAUUUAAUUCCAGAUUGGAUUUUAUUAGGUCCAAAGUGUACUGGCUCAAUAGUAUGAAAAAAAGGAAGCACAAUUGGCAAGUUAACACUUUCCUAGUCAUUCCAAUAGAUGGUGGGUAAAAUGAGUUUGAGAUGUCUAAUGUUCGUGGACUGCAAUGAAGAAGAGACCUUCUGAAGAUUCUUUUUGUAAAAGCACCUUCUGCUCCUGCCCACCCAUUUACAUCUUUAUAGUGGCCAGUUAGUUAGGGGUCGCUAUGAGUCAGAAGAACACUGGGUUGACAAACAUCUACUGUGAGUUGUAUUGUGACUGCUUUCAAAUCUGUCUUUCGGUGCACUGAAAAUCUGCUUAUAAAAUAACAGCUUCUUCCACCACAGUUAUAUAUAAAUAGUGUAACACUAUGAAAAAAGAAGUUUAUCGUGAUGUCUGUAGGACAAAUCGAAAGAAAAUUGGAUGGAAUUGCACUGAAAAUGACCACAUUACUCAUCUCCAAAGGAAUUUUCAUAAUGACAUUUUAGCAACACCUGAAAAGAUAGCAUGACCAUGGAGAUACACCUAUUAAUGUGUUUACCACAACAUCAUGCAUUUAAUAUGACAUAUUUUUUAGAAGGCCACACACUCUUACACUUUGUAUGGUUUCAAGGUAAAAAUGUUCAUGCUUUUAAAUAGACCUUCAUAAUUGUGAACUUAAAAUAGUUUGGAUUUCAGCUUUAUUUUAUGAGAAGCAAUACUCUGUAAUUUGAUUAUAUUUCAAAUUAUGUUUAAUCUUUUUGUUUGAAUUACUGCUUGAUUACUAUAAACAAGACUCUCCUAUUGAGAAUCAAAAGUUGGGAUUCAGUAAUAGGGAUGCAGACCAUAAAUCUCUUUUCAUGCACCAUUUAAGUUUUUAUUUUUAUGCUCACACGGGAAGGGAUGGGGGCAUGUAGCUAUGAGAACAGAGUAGAUAGACAGAAAAGUCUCCUUGGCUGACAUUUCUUUGUCUUCACAUGCUUGAGUAGAAUUUUGGAGAAAGCUUUUGUUAUUGUCACUGAAGUUUUAAUCAUAAGUAUGCAGCACUAGGUACUGAUUUUGUUCAUUCAGAGUCCAGAAGGCUAUGCCUUUUUAUGAUUGGAGUCAUUAUGAAUUCUCAGCAGGACUGCCUUGGGCUUGAAUGCAAGUGGAUAUAUUGGACCCAGUGUAUAGUACUUUGUAGAGUAUAAUUUUGCAUAAGACAGGUCUUGGCAUUUAAAUGAAUGGAAUAAAGGACUGAAGUACCAAAAAUUUUAUUUUUCAUAAGGCAAUUAAUUUUCUGGCUUAGAGCUAGAAAGCAUUUCCAGGGUGAAAGCCCUAAAGCAUAUACAAGUUGGCAUUUUACCUACAGAAAAAAGAAACACACCUUUGUCACUUUAAUAUGUUACUGCCUUUAAACUUAAACUGCAGAAGCCUGGGGGUGGCUUGCUGGGGAAGCACAUGCCUUGCAUGUGUGAGGCCCUCCCUGGAUUCAAUCCCUAGGAUGUUUUUAAAUUUCAAUAAUAUGUAUGUAUAUUGAUGAGACUAGGAGUUUGGCACAACUUUUCUCAGUCCGUGUAGUCUAGUGUUCCCCACAUCUUGCCUAAAAAGAUUAGGAACAAUAGGUUGAGUAUAUAAACAUGAUACCCAUUCCCUAAUGGAUGUGUUUUUUUUUCUUUACACACUCAGUUAAAAGCAUACUUGUGUCCGAAGGAAUGAUUGGUUUGAUAGUACAUUUUAAACAUUUCUGAAGAAAAUUUGCAAACAUUAACAAAAUCAUGUACUAAUUUUAUCCCUUUGAUGUUUUGUUUUUCAUAUAUUGGUAUUUAGAAAAAUUAGAAUACAGUACUAAAUCAACAGCAAAAGCAGUAUACCUUUCAUUUGUCAAAGGAAUUUGCUCUGCUUCCAUUGAAAGAUGACUUCACUAAAAAAAGGGGGCCUGUGGUCUGUGUGAGCCAGCUUGUAAUAUGAAUCUCUAGCAAAUAGUGGAGAGUGGAUAUGAGAGUAGCACUCUAAGAAAGCCAUCUCAUACAAGAGAGUAAGUUGGUUAAAGCAAAGCCCUUGUCCUGGCUAAGAACCUUUUCAACACAUCCAUUUCCCAGAUACAAUUUCUGUUUCUACAGUCUUACAAAGAACUUUGGAGUUCUCACAAAUAAUGUUAAUUUUUCAAAUAAUUAUUGCCCCUGUCCAUCAAGAUUAGAUUAGCAAUUCAAACUCGUAACAUUUAUUUUAAAGCAGUUUCAAAACCAAAUGAUCUAAGCAUGGUUUAAUUUCCUUUUUUUGACUCCUGUCCCUAAUAAUGUAAGCAUCUAUGGCCUUAGUAUUCAUUUUGUAUAUAUUUAGUUAUGAUGGUACUUACAAAUGAUCAUAUUUCUAGUUCCAGACUUGCCUGUACUAUGUAUAUGGUUUUAAAUAUCUGGUGGUUAUAUUUCCAUUAAUGUAUGAUUUCUGUCUUAAGAAUCCACAAACAGCUGCUUGUUUUAGAAAUUAAUUUACCAAACAAAUCUAGUCUCAACUGCAGUAUAUUUAAGAUAACAAAACAAAUAGAUGAUGAUGACCUGGGGAUAUUUAGAGGUUAAUAGUAUUCUCACUUGAAGGUAAAUUUUAAAUAUUUAUUCUAAUGCAACCAAAAUUAUGUAUAUAUAACCAAAUGGGGCAUGUAUAGGAAAGGCAUUUCUAAUGAUUUAACAUCCUAAUAGAACUUUAGUUUAGAAGUACAAGGAAAUGUCUGGCUGAAGAGGAUUUUUAAAAGAUGACCAGUUGUCUUGCUUAUUUGAUGUAUAUUUUAUAGCUGCCUUGAUUUUGUGAGCAACUUAAAAACAAUCAUUCCUUAGUUUUCACUGUGGAACUGAAAUAUUUCUAUAAAAUGCAUAUUUAAGUGCUCAGCACAAUAGCUGCAGGUAUACCAUUUCCACAGUGAAAUGUGGGGCUUUUCUCAAUACAUGAAAUAGAACAUUUUCAGCAUUUUCAUGGAUAUUUUUUAUUGGAAUGGGGGGAAAAAUCCUUGAUUUUUAAAAAUUGCUAACUAUGCAGCAAUAUUUGUGAACAAGUGGCAUGACCACUUUCUGUUAUAAAAUGUGUUAAAUUAUAAAGCACACUUUGGCCAUAUAGACGCUAAAAAUUAAAACUUUUAAACCAGUGAAAUAAAAAAUAAGAGGCAGCAUCCUUUCUUUGGAAUGGGACCAAUGUACAAUAAAAUUUUAUAUAUUCCCUAAAACUUUAUUUUUAAAUUGCAACCAUUGAGUGGGUUUAAUUUUUUUUUCUUCAUUUUUAGAUUUUUAAGUCAACGCUUGUAGCCUAAGGGAAGAUUUUUCUUUAGCUAAAUACAAAGGUUUAUUUUUGUUUUAGGGGGAGGGUUUGUUUUGGUUUUGGUUUUUUGGUUACUCUAUAACUUAGGUCUUAAGCACUUAGUAUCAGAUCCGAACCUAUUAAGUACUAAUGGGUUCUUAAAGGCACUAUCAGAGAGUUGAAAUUUUAUAACUUGACCAAGAUAUUUGUAGUCUUUUUUGAACAACUGUAAAACAUUUAAAAAUUGUGGGAGUUGUAUUGUUAAAAUUCAACAGUGAAAACAGAAACACUAACAAGUUUUACAUGAUUCUUGCACUGAAUUUAAAUGAUAAUAUAAAAUUUAAUGUGCAUUUUAAAAGAUUUCCCAUUUAUUGCUUAGCAUAGAAGAAUUACUCUUAGAGGACUGGCCAGCAAGAUGUAUUUCAGAUAAAAGAGGGGCAAGAAAGUAGAAGCACCUUACUGCUGGUGGGGGUGGGGUGGGGUUUGCCGCAUUUAUUUAGUGACACUGAACAAUUCAGUAGUGAUCUCUGAACUUUUCUGCAAAGUGCUCUUUAGCUAAAGCACCUAAAGAAGAGUCUGCUUAAUUGCUUUGUAAAAUGAAGCAAUGAUGUUUUUAAUCCUAUAAAUAUAGUCUAAUUUAAUUAAAAGUUUUUCCUACAGAAUGAGUUUAUAUUGCUGCCUAAACUAUCAUGUAUGUAAAUGGAGGUUUUUUGUUUUUGUUUUUUAUGAUAAGGAGUAGUCUGGAUUCAGAGAGAGAGCGAGAAAGAGAGAGAGAGAGAGAAAAUGUGUGUGUUGUUUGCUUAUGAGUUAUUUCAAAAUGAAUUCAUUUAAGAAUUUCCCCUUUGCCCACAGUAAAUGUAAAGCUUGAUAUUUAAGAAUUUAAUUGAUUGAAUUCCAAAUUUUAACUGUUCCACCCCACUCUAAAUACAUUUAUUAUGCCACUGUAAGGUGCAUGUACAGAAGAUACUUCUGUGGUUGACAUUAAAUGUUUUACCAAUGUUAUUUCACACUGAAUCUCAAGCAGUCUUUCAUUUUGAGAGUCAGGGAAAAUUAGAGUUUUUCACUUUUGUUCUUAAGGUGUAGCUAAGCGCGGCUCAAUUAAGGGAUUUACAGAUGGAUAAGAAAGAGUUUGAAAGUGAUUUUCAAAUUAAUAUAAAAGGUAUGGGUGUUGAGCGUAGAGUUCAGUUUUAAUAAGGGAAGGUUUUUUUUUUAACUUAUUUUAACUUGCAUGUUCUAUGGUUAAGUAUUAAAGAGUAUAACAAAUUACUCUAGCUUUCCCCAAUACUAAGUUCUAUUGAUUUUACACCUCCAUAAUCACAAAAUGGCAUUUCCCAACCAAGAGAGUAAACAGUACAACCCAUAUAGUGACUUCUGAUGUUUCAGCUUGGACAGAAGCCCCAUUUUCUUAGUGAAUUUUCAUGACAUGGAAUGGUUCUUGCCAAGUGUGAAACCAUAAUAUUUAGUAUAUGAAAUAUUGAAGGCUACAGAUUAUUUUGCAUGAAUAAAGCCUACUGGCACUCAUGAAACUGACAAGUUUUUUAGCCAUUCUGGAUAAAUGAGAAUUUUAAUGGCAAACUGAUACACCAUUUAUAGCUUUGUGCAAUAUUAUAAUGGUAGAAGCAAAACACUAGCACGUUGUGCUUGGCUUUUAAGGAUGGCUUUAAUACCAAUUAAAUGGACAGUGCACAAUGUAUUGUAAAUGCCAACUUUUGCAAAUUUACAAUACUUAAACCUGCUCAGUUAACAUUCUAAAGUAUUAAAAGUACAAAGGAAAAACUAAGCAAGCAUUUAUAGCAAUACUAUGAAAUCUCCAAUAAUUGUUUUGACUAUUGCCUUUUGCUCUUUAGUGCAAAUUUUCUGCAUUGUAAUUAUUGUAUUGCUUUGUAUUUCAUGUUUUUUACACUCAUGACUUCAAAGUUAAGUACUUGUACACCAAGUAUUGCAGUCACCUUUCUCUUGUACAUGCAAUGUAACAACAUACAGUUUUGGUGCUUAACAAUAUUCCUUUUUUCAUUAAUAAAAGAUAUUUAUUGAGUUAACCUGAUUUUGUUUGCUUAAAAUAGCUAGGCACUGGUGGUAGAGAAUUGUUAUUUCAAAUAGUAGAGCAUAGCAAGUUGUGGAUUUGUUAUAACUUGUUGCUCAGAAUUAAGAGACUAUCCACCUUGUACUUCUUCCUGACCACCGUUUGUAAUAAAGUAUAUUUUAAUUUGU
Molecule: messenger RNA, 9102 nt
Organism: Sorex fumeus (smoky shrew)
Lineage: Eukaryota; Metazoa; Chordata; Mammalia; Eulipotyphla; Soricidae
Gene: JMY
Product: junction mediating and regulatory protein, p53 cofactor
Exons: 11
Coding region: 559-3537 (992 amino acids)
Biological process (GO): positive regulation of apoptotic process; Arp2/3 complex-mediated actin nucleation; 'de novo' actin filament nucleation
Cellular component (GO): nucleus; cytoplasm
Molecular function (GO): actin binding; transcription coactivator activity; Arp2/3 complex binding
Source: RefSeq, a predicted model, not a curated record